Molecule: messenger RNA, 1534 nt
Organism: Temnothorax curvispinosus
Lineage: Eukaryota; Metazoa; Arthropoda; Insecta; Hymenoptera; Formicidae
Exons: 9
Coding region: 122-1297 (391 amino acids)
Biological process (GO): sensory perception of smell; detection of chemical stimulus involved in sensory perception of smell
Cellular component (GO): plasma membrane
Molecular function (GO): odorant binding; olfactory receptor activity
Source: RefSeq, a predicted model, not a curated record
UGAAAUACUAAUACUUAGCAUUGCUUAGGCAAAUAUACCAUCAAUCAAGAGAAAAGAGAAGAGAUAUAUAGAUUUCCGUCCACUGCUUUUCCGUCAAAUAUAUCUCUGUGCUUACGAAGAGAUGAUUUGUCUCAAAACUAGACAUUUUAACGUCAAUCGAAUCCUGCUGCUUGCCGUUGGUUUGUGGCCUUACCAACGAUCGCGAGUCGUUGAACUUCAGUCAAUUUUAUUCCUUGGCACUCUGAUAAUUUUCAUUAUAUUCCAAUUUACCACAUUCUUGACGUCAAAAUGUACUCCAGAACAUGUUCUCAAAAUUAUUUCUACCACAUUUUUCUUUACAUGCUAUGUGAUCAAAUAUAAUUCGUUUUGGAUUAACGCCGAUAUUAUAAAGAGUUCGCUGGAUCGGCUUCAAGAUGUAUGUAACGAGCUAAGAGAUGAGAAAGAAAUCGCUAUUCUGAAAAAAUACGGAAACAAGGCGAAACGUUACACAACUGCAAUUAUACUGAUUGGUACAUAUGGCACAGCUACAUUUACUGCUAUGCAUAUUUGGACGUACAUUCAACACAUUGGUCUGCCUAAAAACGAGUCUCGAUUAAAUCCUUCAGAGUAUUUCAUGACAGAAUACUUUAUUGAUCAAGAAAAAUAUUUCUACUUAAUCACGUUGCAUGUAUUAGCAACCAUUUACAUAGGGGCUGUCUCAAUGAUGGCGACAGGAACUAUGCUCGUUGCAUAUCUUCAACAUAUCUGCGGAAUAUUUGGUAUCGCCAGUUAUCGAAUCGAACAAGCAAUCAAUAUUUUACAAAAAGACAUCCUAAAGAGUGAGGACAUGGUUUAUAAGGAGAUUACUUAUGCCGUAGAUAUUCAUCGCAAGGCUAUGGAGUUCACGGAUUUUUUAAUAUCAAAUUUUGAGGGAUCAUUCUUCUUCUUGAUAGCAAUCGGCGUGACUUGUCUUAGCCUUAAUCUUUUUCGGCUUGCGUCAUAUAGUGAUGAAAUUGAUAAACUUCUUAUACCUUUUAUAAUAAUAAACAUCCUCUACGUGUACUUGUUCUUAGCCAACCAUACUGCGCAAGAAAUUACGGAUCACAACGAAUAUCUAUUUGCCACAGUAUACAACGUUCAGUGGUACACAGCUCCGUUACAUAUACAGAAAAUAAUAUUGUUUCUACUGCAAAAAGGCACAAAACCUUUUUAUAUAAAUCUCGGUGGAAUAUUUGUGGCGUCUCUAGAAAGUGCGGCUAUGCUGAUGAGUACUUCAAUAUCCUAUUUUACUGUUCUCUAUUCUACGAGGGAGAAUUAAGAGUAUGAAUUAAUGACGAUAAAAUAAAAUUAGUUUUAAUUUGGAAGCGAGAGAAUGAAAAGGGGACAGUGAAGUUGUUUGAAAUAAAUAUUGGGACUAUUUUGAUCUCGCAUUUUAGGUAAUCUGUGUUGAAGUAUUAGUAAUUCUGUGAAGGGAGAAUAUUAUUAUUUAAGUGAGAAAUCGGAAUUCUACAUUGUAAAAAUUGCAGAAUGUUGAAAACGUUGCGUACAAUAAAAC